Messenger RNA from Hippoglossus stenolepis (Pacific halibut), 3208 nucleotides. RefSeq names its product proline rich Gla (G-carboxyglutamic acid) 1 (gene prrg1). The transcript is spliced from 4 exons. NCBI's taxonomy places the organism in Eukaryota, Metazoa, Chordata, Actinopteri, Pleuronectiformes, Pleuronectidae. Gene Ontology annotation, cellular component: extracellular region. Gene Ontology annotation, molecular function: calcium ion binding. The coding region runs from base 245 to 877 and encodes 210 amino acids. The record is from RefSeq and is a predicted model, not a curated record.
GGGAUUGUGGCUUCCCGGAGCGAACACAUCCAGCGUGUGGAGCAGUGGCCUGCGGACGCCAUUGGUCACCAGCGACUCUGUGGUCAACCAGGUUUCAUGUUCACAGCAGAAAAACACGGAUCAUGUCUGUUAAUCGAUUAAUCUGUUCGCAUCAGAUCUUCUUGUUCUGACCCUCAGCGGACAGGCGAUGGUUUAAAACCAGACAGCUGCUGAAAAAUCGUCCCGAAACAGACUCGCAGGAAUCAUGGGGAGCGUGUUCCUGCCGGCGGACGCAGCCCACUCCGUGCUGCGGCGGCUGCGCAGGGCCAACUUCAUGCUGGAGGAGAUGAAGCAGGGUGACAUCCAGAGGGAGUGCCGCGAGGAGAUCUGCACCUAUGAAGAGGCCCGCGAAGCUUUCGAGAAUGACGAGAAGACGAGACGGUUUUGGGAGGAAUACGUGCGUGAGAGCAGUCCGUCCGGAGGGCUGGAGACGGUGGUAGGUGGAGUCCACUCUCUCUACUUGAUUGUGCCACUGAUGCUCGUUGUGUUCAUCAUCGCUGCCGUCGCCAUCACCGUGUGGCGCUGCCACUCCCGCAAGCGCUCGCAGCGCAGCCCCAGCCUGGGACACUCGCACCACGACCACGUCCUGUCAGUGGUCUCGAUGGACCAUUGGGGGAGGGAUUACCACCAUGGUGACCAGUCAGAACUCAGUAUCCACAGCAGCCCAGCUUAUCCGGGCUCAGAGAUCACAUCAGGGAGAGGAAGCGCCGGAGAUCCGCCGCCAUCGUAUGAGGAGGCUGUGGGCCACACAGACGUCCAGAUAGAGACGGAGCCACCUCCACAGUACGAGGAUAUCGUCACCAACAGCGCUUCUAGUGUCAACGGCCAUGGGAAGUAGACCUGCCUUUCACUACCACCCCAACAAAAGCCCUAACCUACACUAAGACUUCUCUUAUCCUCUAGCAAUGCCACUGUUGUGGCAUCACCAGCCUUCCCCAUUCUACACAAACAGAAACACUAAUGGUCAAUGGAUUAAUGCAAUCUUUACCAGAGCUGCUGCAGUUUGCACUAACCUUUAUUCAGUGAGGUGAAGUGAUGGCAGGAAGGAUCGAGUGAUACUGCAAUACCAAAACCUGGACUGAAGAUCCUGAAGUUGUAUCUAUGCUGUCACACUGUAGUAAAUCAAUUUAACUCUACAGACAUAACAAAUGUUGCAUGUAGCGUGAAGGGGAAAAAGUGAUAAUUGCCAUAAUGAAGGCACUGUUCUCAGUGUACAAAGGGGUUGGGCCGAUGAUUUAUUGAAGAUUAGUGCCAAUUAACAGAUGUUUUUAAUGUUUAAAUUUGACCAAUUUGUUGUCAAAACAAGUACUUACUGUUUCCACUUGCAGUUGUUUAUAUUGCAAAAUUGUACUUUGCAAGAUCCAGAACCAGCUUUUAAUCUACACAUCAAUUUCAGUGAAACCCACACUAAUUUAGAUUGAAUUGUCAUUUUUGUCCACUAGGGGACAGAAAAAAAAAAAAAAUCCAUUCUGUCAUAUAUUAUGUCUAACCUGUUCGAGAUUCAAUAAUUAUUUAGUCACCCUCAUAAACAAAAUGUCUCCUUAUUUCUCCCACAUCCAGCCAUCUAAAGAAAAGGACUGUUAACUUACCAUCUAAUACAGAACAUCCCAGACCGUAAAACAUGUUUUCACAAGAUAAUCAGUGUAAAUUGUUUCAUCUUGAUCAGAGUUUUAUUCCCCCGUGGUUAUCCACAAUAUUAUUUUUGGGAUUUAGACUAGAUUCUAGAUGGAAUAAUAAUUUUGUGAAUUACACGUUCUAGUAAUAAUCGUGAAAUGAGAAAUUAGUUUUGUCCCAUUAGGCGACACCUGCCGCUCUGGCAGUCAGUUUGGAUAUCGUGAUUCCAUUGUUCUGUAUCGUGGUAUCAGAUUGUUUUUGCUUUGGGGUUUUGGCUUCGGUUUCAGUCAUUCCACCCCUAAUUUAGACCCAACUAUUCAGCAAAUUUGCUCAAGAACCGGAACAGUUCAACUAAAGUUGCACGACUCGUGAUCGCUCCACAUUACUGUCUUUUAAUUUGAUCCAUUGAAAUCAUAAAUAUCACAUGACGCAGGUUUAAACAAUCAAGUUGCCAAACUAAUGAAUUGGCCCAACUUCCUUUUACACUUGGGAAUGUUUUUGAGUUCAAGACAAGGCCGUCGGUUGUCAUGGGGGGGCUGAAAUACAUUUUGUGAAUGUGUGUCACGUGUGCGUUUCUUUUGGUCAUGCAUGCAGCUGGGUUUGUACUCCUGAGGUUGGAUCAGGCUCUGCACAGCUUGUUGUGCGCUCUUGUUCAUGUUUGUGCUGCUGACAGAUGCUCAGAAGCUGCUUUAACUGUGAAAUAUGUCCCCCCCCCCUCGUUCCCCUCGAGCAGUUGUAACUGUGUUGGAUAUGGCUAUGUUGUCUUUUGCUAAACGUAACUGAGGAUUCUACAAGUAGAUUUGCAGCUAAAUGGUUAAUGGAAGUUUUGAAGUGACUUGCACAGGAAUUUGGGACAGGCCGCAAUAGAGACAGACUCUAGGGUUUUCAGUUAUCAGAGGAGUGAGGAUAUUUAAUGUCACUAUGGACAGAGUCCAUGUUUAGCAUGUGUACUGUAUCUGUAUAUGUAUAUUGUGCGUGUGAAAGUAAGUUACAGUGAGAUUGUUCUACUUGACAGGAAAGCAGUGAGAGUGAAACCAAUGGAAGGAUUAAACACUCGGUUGUGAGUGAAGGAGGCACUUUGUGUUCAAGCUCAAAAUGAGCUGCUGAAUGAAACUGGGACAGCCAGACGAGCUCAGCGUGACUCUCAGCAAUAACGAUGUCCCUGUAAUCCUCUGGAAAACAAGUGCUCCUGAUCUAUAUGCAAUGCUGCUGCAUAAAAACCAAAUAUAUCUGACUUCCACCUGAUACUGACGACUGUCACAUUUCCUGUCUGCACCUCACACACUUGUGGGCACUGGUGGUUGUUAUUUGACUUAUUUUGUGAGUUGACCUUUGAACCUCAGCACUUGCUAUGACGUUGCUAUUUUUAGGUUGUGCUGGUAGAGGGUAGCCAUUUUGGUAAGGUCAGUUGUACUAUUACUUACAGAGCACUGUUUUUUUUACAAUGCCUUAUCAAACAAACAAAAUGUUAUAUAACAUGAAGUGCGAGGGAACUUGUUAUAAAUCCUUUAUCUGCAAAAGCUUGAAUUAAUUUGUAAUAAAACAUUUAAAAAUA